UUGGAUGAAACACUGAAAAAGAAGGAUAUUUGAACUAACUUUAUUUUUUCCAUAUAUUUUAUGGAUGUGUAUUCCUUUUUCAGAUCUUCUUCAGAUGGAAGAAGUGCCCAUUACGAUAUUGACAACAUUCAGCAUACUCAAAAAGAAAGUCAUAAAAUGAAUGGAGUGGUUCACAGUCAUGUAGAGCAGAGCAUUCGUCCAUACAUUGAUCUGAUUGACUCUCUGAGGUCAAUUGGCAUUCAGAAGGACUUAGCAUUACCAACUAUUGCAGUGAUCGGAGACCAGAGCUCUGGAAAAAGCUCUGUGUUGGAAGCGCUGUCUGGAGUUGCGUUACCAAGAGGGAGUGGAAUUGUCACCAGAUGUCCACUAGAGCUGAGGUUGAAGAAGGUAACAGGUGGAGUCAACUGGAAGGCUGUCCUGUCUUACCGUGAUAAGAAAAAAGAAUUUAAUGAUUCAUCAUUAGUUGAAAACUACAUCGAAGAAGCCCAGAAUGAGCUGGCAGGAAAAGGGGUAGGAAUAUGUGAUGAGCUCAUCAUUUUAGAGAUCAUGUCACCAGAUGUGUGUGACCUCACACUGAUUGAUCUACCUGGAAUCGCCAGAGUCCCAGUGAAAGGACAACCAGAGGAUAUUGAACAACAGAUCAAAAGUCUGAUCAGGAAAUAUAUUGAGAAGCAAGAGACUAUAAACCUGGUCGUGGUCCCUUGUAACACUGACAUUGCAACAACAGAAGCAUUGCAAAUGGCACAAGCAGUAGAUCCUAAGGGAAUGAGAAGUGUCGGCAUUUUGACCAAGCCCGACCUCAUAGACAAGGGAACAGAGACAAAAAUUCUGGACAUUGCCCUGAACAAAGUAAUUCCUCUCCACAAAGGUUACAUCAUGGUGAAGUGUAGAGGACAACAGCAGAUCAAUGAUAACAUUUCUCUGGAAAAGGCUGCACAAACAGAGAGAGAUUUCUUCCAAGAGCACAACUAUUUCAGAUGCCUCUUGAAUGAGGACAAAGCGACUAUUAAAAGUCUUGCUGUAAAAUUGACUCAGCAUCUUGUUGAUCAUAUUAAAAAAACACUGCCACAGCUCAAUGAGCAGAUAAAAAAGCAGUUGUGGGAAGUGAGGAAUGAGCUUAAAGAGUGUGAGGAUGGACCACCACAGGACCCUAAGGGAGCCAAACAGUUUCUUACACAAACUUUAACAGGAUUCAUUGACCAAAUCAAGUCUAUAUCAUCAGGAGAGCUGAUCGUUAAAGACAAUUUGUUUGUGCAGCUUCGGGAGAAAUACGAGCAGUGGAACAAUGAUCUUAAUGAAACAAAGAUAUCCUUUUACAAAUUGACUGAAGAGAAAUUAAGAGAUAGCCAGAGUUACAGAGGGAGGGAACUGCUCGGCUUCAGCAACUACAGAGUGUUUGAGGAUAUUCUGCAGAAACAAGUGGCCACACUUAAAAAUCCUGCCGUCGACUUACUCAAUGCCAUCAAAGACAUCAUCAUCAAGCAGUUUAAUGAUGUAGUCAAUCAGUGUUUCAAGAACUACCCUGUUCUUCGAGCUAUCACUCUGGACAAAAUUCAGAACAUUCAGUCAGUCCAGCAAGAAAAGGCGGAGCAGAGGAUUUCAGAGCAGUUUGAUAUGGAAAACAUGAUCUUCACUCAAGAUCCCAUCUACUUGAAGAGCUUGAAUGAGAUUACUGCCGAGGAAUUUUCAAAAGAUCAGUCACCUUUUGUUAACAAAAAAUGCACGUACAGUGACAUGCUAAAGGCGUAUUAUGAGAUUGUGGUGCAGCAAAUGUCUGACCAACUGCCCAUGAUGACCACUCUUUUCAUGCUGAAGCAAACUACUCAGCUCAUGUCUAUUGACAUGUUGAAUUUGUUGGAUGGGGCAAAUGUGAAGGAGCUCCUGUCUGAGGACUCUGAUGAUGGAAGAAAGCGCAGAGACCUACAUGCUCGUCUGGAACGUAUGAGUAUUGCUCAGGAAAAAAUCAGCAAAUUUAUGUGAGCAAUCUACUGACUAAAGGAUAUUAUU
This is a messenger RNA of Labeo rohita (rohu), 2007 nucleotides long. Its product is annotated as interferon-induced GTP-binding protein Mx3. Gene Ontology annotation, cellular component: cytoplasm; nucleus; membrane. Gene Ontology annotation, biological process: defense response to virus. Lineage: Eukaryota; Metazoa; Chordata; Actinopteri; Cypriniformes; Cyprinidae. The coding region runs from base 61 to 1980 and encodes 639 amino acids. The record is from RefSeq and is a predicted model, not a curated record. Gene Ontology annotation, molecular function: microtubule binding; GTPase activity; GTP binding. The transcript is spliced from 13 exons.